Messenger RNA from Loa loa (African eye worm), 1557 nucleotides. RefSeq lists its product as hypothetical. The transcript is spliced from 12 exons. Gene Ontology annotation, cellular component: nuclear inner membrane. Lineage: Eukaryota; Metazoa; Nematoda; Chromadorea; Rhabditida; Onchocercidae. The record is from RefSeq and is a predicted model, not a curated record. Bases 1 to 1557 code for a protein of 518 amino acids. Gene Ontology annotation, molecular function: chromatin DNA binding. Gene Ontology annotation, biological process: nuclear envelope organization; negative regulation of BMP signaling pathway.
AUGUCAAGUCCAAUCAAAAACUUCAGUCCGAUGCGCCGAAAUUCGAAAAGUCCUGGUCGGAUGUCUCAGAAACCUGCGCAUACUUUAUCAGAUGAAGAAUUACGGGCUAGUUUAAUCACAGUUGGCGUAAACGUGGGACCAAUAACCGCUACAACUCGUACCGUCUAUGAAAAACAACUUGAGAAAAAACUCAAAGACAACAAGUCUUCAGGAGGUUUCAGUCACUCAUCGGAUGAUCUCACAAAUGUUUGCGAUAGACGGAAACUUCCGACACCACCUCGCCCGACCAUGGUUCCUCGCUCUCGACCUUCUUAUUCCAUUUCUUCCUCUUCAUACACACCAAGAUCUGUGAACGACCACAAUGAUUUUUUGGAAAGAACUCAUUUAUCCUCAAACUACCGGGGGGCACGACGUCGGCUGGAUUUCAAGGAUAGUCAAGAAGAGUUGAGUAUUUCUAAAAGAAGAAUGGUUAGCGAUUAUGAUAGUGACAGCGAUGAUGAUCAUAUGGAAAGUUCACGCAUAGUUACUCCGAGCCCAGCUCUAAUACCAGGUACACAAAAGCCAUUCUCAAUGCUUUCGGCAUUGAACAAGUGUCUUAAGAUGUGGGCAUCGUUUAUUCUUCCGCGCAAGUCUUUCCCGAAGUCGGCCAAAUCUUCACACUCAUUUCAUGAGAGAUAUCCAUAUACCUUCCGAGAAGCUGCACUACCACGUAGCACUUUAUUGGGUUUUGACAUAUCACGAGUACUGUUAUUGUCCCUUGUAUAUCUCUUUGGUUUUUUACUUAUUGCUUAUCUGGCAACUGCAAACUCGGGUGCUUUGAUUCACAGCGGUCGUAUCGCUUACGUUGCUGCAAAGGACACCGCAUUUUUCUUGUACACAUAUGCGAUUCUCCCGUUACUUACGUUAGUUGUAGUAUGUGGAAUGGUGUUUGGUAUUUAUAUGUUACGACUCUAUCAGACGAAGAAGAAAGUUGAAGAUAAACAACGUAUCUUUGACCUUAUUGAGAAAAUUACUGAUAUUAUUCGCGAUGCGAACGAACAGGGUCAGAUUUACGUUGCCGAACCUCAUGUGCGAGAUAUGCUUCUUCCGCCAUCUAAGAGAAUGUACAAUAGUCCGGAGUGGCGCCGAUGGCAGGAAGCGGUUAAAUUUAUCAAUUUGAAUGAAUCACGAGUAAGCACGGAAACUCGAAUUAUCAAUGGUGUGGAGUGCUCUGUAUGGCGAUGGAUCCCUGCCAAAAAAAAUGGUUGGCAGGGUAGUGCUUUUGAUGGGAGCAUGCGACGCAAUAUGUUAGACCAGGCGCCAUCGCAUUGUCUGAAGCUACGCGGAAUGUUUUCUUCAGCUAAAGAUUGUGAAGCAAAAUAUAUGGAUCUGAAAGAAGCUUUGCUACAGAAAAUAGCCCCAAUUAAUCCAUUACAUGUUUAUGUGGAGAAGGAUUCUAAGGAGGGCGUGAUGUUUGCUCGUUUCGCUUCAUUAACCGAUUGCAGUUGUGCUUUUAAAUCAUUACACGGAACUUGGUUCAACGGAAGAGCUCGAGGUGAUACGACUGAGGAUUUUUAG